CGAAGGAUUUGAGUUUUGUUUGAAUGGCCGCAGAGUGUGGAGAACAGAAGAUUUCAUUAUAUUUGCGAUGUAGAAAUGGCAGCAAGGUUAGACACUUCGGACACUCCAGAUUUAGUCUCAUCGUCUCGGAAUCAGUCGGAAUUGGAUCAGUCUGGGUCCAGUAGAACCAGUAAUAGAAGUUUACGGCUCGCAGAAAACGAGAGGCGGAAGAUCGAGGCAGAUGAUCCGUUUGUUGUUGCUUUGAAGUACUUCUCAAAGGUUGAACCUGGUACUCCUGUGAAUGGCAAUGAUGAGGUGGAGAAGAACCUGGUGUUGGUGGAGAAAGUGGCGUAUAGUAGGGGGCUUCCCCCUGCUGCCAUCUCUGUUAUGCUAGAGUUUGCCAUAAGCCUUCGUAUGGGAAAUGUUCUGUGUGUUCGGGUGCUGAAGUGUCUGAUCCCUGCUACUGUGGUACUGCAAGAGGCCGUCGUUCGAGCAAUAGUUUGGCUGGGUGUUGGCAAAAUACCCAUCAGCACACAGGUUCUUUUCAUAAAGUGGGUUUUGACCGUUUUUGACAUGAUUGAUGCAAAAAACCAACUUCGGUCCAUAUAUGGCUUCAUCUUCAGUUUUGUGACGGAGGAAAAUCUGUGUCCUUUCAUCUGCCACCUGCUGUUCCUUUUGACUAGAAAGGAAAGUGUGCGAGUAUACAGAGUCAGAAAACUGCUGGAUCUACAGUCUAAACUGGGAAGGCAACCAUUCCUUCUGCACUUAUUGUCGCUUUACAAAGUGUUUUGCCCUGAACUAGUGAUUCUGUCCAUUCCGUCACGAAUGAGGACUGGAUUUAAGAACCACAUUUCCCCCUGGAAAUCAGCGUUGAUCGCUGUACAGAAAAGGAAAGGUUCACAGGUUGCUUCAAGCAUCAGUCCAAACUUAACAAUUAAACAUAAGAACACCUCGAGGAAAAGGAAACAUCGCCACCUGGAACUGCCACCGUUGACUUCAGUAAUCCAUAUCGAGGAUCACCCUGAGCCAUCCAACAGCAGAAAGGUGCUCCCCCUGGCACAGAUCCAUUCCUUUGCUCAGCUGCUCGAAAAUAUAAACCGUAUUGAGCUGCCGGCUCAGAUGUCCUCACUGCUGGGGUCCAGUCUGACCCUGCAGUACCUGGACUGUAUGCAGGAUGAGUCUGCCCUUCUACGUCUCAACUUCUGGCUCGGCUGCGCUCUCCACGAAGAAUUUUUGUUCUGCAGUGACGGUGGCGCAUCCCAGGAUUCGGAAGAGGUUGUGCAAUUUUUGAACAAGUUGCUCUCCACUCAAGAUUUUCUCCAGGAGGGAUUUUCUAGUACAGAGGCUUUUCUUUAUAAAUUUCUCAAUGUUUGGGAUGGCUCACUUCUACGACCACAAAUCCUGAGCCUGCUAAGCAGCAUUCCUGUUGUCCCCAGUUCCCAUAUUGGACGGCUUCUUUUUGAACCCCUCAUGCAGCUAUAUUUCACAUCCACGCUGUUUUUCAAGUGUGGAUUGUUGGAGUGUUUAAAGAGCAUGCUAUUGAAGUGGCUGACCUGGCACUCCGUGUACGCUCUGGAGGACGAUUUGGAUAUCAGCCUCAACAGCCACAUCUCCAUAAACAUGAGCCUGUCAGGGUUCAAGGAUUCUGUGCUGGAACUGGUAAACUUUGUGGGUCGACUGGCUUCAGUGGGGCUGCAGCUUGAAAGCUGUCACACGCUGCUCCUCAGUUUCAUCCUUGACUUUUAUGAAACGGUGUGUGACAUGUUCCUGGUGUAUGGGCUCCCCCUAGUGGUGAUGCCCCCACCUGCUGUUUUUUACCCUGCGCUUUUUGCUACCGAUCCUGUCAGUGUGGACAGACUUGCCUACAUCAUGUACAGGUACAAGAUGAACUUGACAGCAGCUAAGAGUCAAGAAAAGGUCAAGAAGCAGGCCUUUCACAUCAGCCGCCAGACAUUCUGUGAAUUUAACCAUUACGUGGUCUUCAUGGUCAGCUGCCUGUGGAACUCCAAAAUGUUUCACCCGGGCACGGGUCUACGGGUGGGAGAGGAGCUGCUUAUCAAGAGCAGCGUACCACAAUACGGGAAGAGCUUUGACCUUAUACACCACCCGGCCUUCUUGAGCUAUGCCAUUGACUUCCACCAGAAGUGCUGGCCAGGGAGAAAAAGCAUGGACCUAAAUUCCAUAAAGCAUUCUAAGGCAUGGGACUGGUACCAGGAGUAUCUGUUUGCUCAGGGUUACGACGGCUUAAAACAGUUUGUUCAGGUUAACAUUAGCCAGCGUCUGACAGCGAGCACCGACCUGUCCACAGACAACACACACCAAACGUAGAUGCUCGGCUCAGUGGGAGGAGGAAGACUUGCAUCUUAGAUGUUUUUUAAAGACUUGUACAUAUUUAAUCUCCUCACCUUUUAGAGGCAUCUUACUUGCCACUGAUUGAAGUGACAUGUACAUAGAAUUAUAGUAUCCACAUUCAUUCUGUGUUUUUAGUUUUCAGUUCAGUGUCUAAUCACUGAUGUAGACCACAAAGCUCUGGGAGAUGCUUUUCCUGAAUGAGUGUCAAAAGCAGGUUCCAGGUCAACAAGUACACAGUCGGGAAAAAUGAAGGCAGACUGUUUAUCAUGAACUGACUGUCCAGGAUUCAUCCAAGUACACAUAUGUAAAUGCAUUUCUCUAAUUUCACAUUGUCUUAUGUCUGUUAAAGGGGUCAUAUUGUGGUUUUAUGUAUGUUUUUACAGUUAAAUGUUACAUGUUAAACACCCUCAGUUUCACACAUCUGUAUCUGUAUAUGGAGAAAUUCUGUCACUAUAAACAGAAUUCAAGAC
Thalassophryne amazonica is the source of this 2801-nucleotide messenger RNA. It is a transcript of the gene cenpi, whose product is annotated as centromere protein I. Bases 76 to 2307 code for a protein of 743 amino acids. The record is from RefSeq and is a predicted model, not a curated record. The transcript has 20 exons. NCBI's taxonomy places the organism in Eukaryota, Metazoa, Chordata, Actinopteri, Batrachoidiformes, Batrachoididae. Gene Ontology annotation, cellular component: kinetochore.